UCUCACAUGUGAUGUGAAUCGCCAAGAGCCCUGGAUGCGCUAAGUCUUUAUCGGGGCUCCAGAACACCGACAACUUUACGUCGUAGUUCGCCGCAACACACACCCUUGAAUACAGCACCCUUCGAGAACAUAUCAACAUGUGGAUCGUCAACUGGUUCUUCGACCUUCUGGCCUCGCUCGGCCUCGCCAACAAGCACGCAAAGCUCCUUUUUCUCGGCCUUGACAAUGCCGGAAAGACAACGCUUCUGCACAUGCUCAAGAACGACCGCGUAGCAGUUCUGCAACCCACUCUUCACCCCACCUCCGAGGAGCUGUCCAUCGGCAACGUCAAGUUCACAACCUUCGAUCUCGGAGGUCACGCACAAGCUCGCCGCUUAUGGCGCGACUACUUCCCGGAGGUCAGCGGCAUCGUGUUCCUUGUCGAUGCCAAGGACCACGAGCGUCUUGCCGAGUCCAAGGCUGAGCUGGAUGCGCUGCUGGCUAUGGAGCCGUUGGCCAACACUCCCUUCCUGGUCCUUGGAAACAAGAUUGACCACCCCGAGGCCAUUUCUGAGGACCAGCUGAGGGCUGAGCUUGGGCUGUACCAGACAACAGGCAAGGGCAAGGUGCCGCUUGAGGGCAUCAGGCCGAUUGAGGUGUUCAUGUGCAGUGUGGUUAUGAGGCAGGGUUACGGAGAGGGUAUCAGGUGGCUCAGCCAGUACGUCUAGGACUCCUGCGAAUACGGCGAUAAGCUAUACGAGCAUGUUCCGUGACAGGCGGACGCCACACAGUCAGCGACAAUACCAAGGAAGACUGUAGCCUGCAGGUUUGAAGAUAAGGACAAGAAUAUGCGGAUGUGCACGAACAUAGUCACGAACAAGAUGGUUAGAGCUAGCAAAUGAUCUGAUUAUACACCUACA
Molecule: messenger RNA, 899 nt
Organism: Boeremia exigua
Lineage: Eukaryota; Fungi; Ascomycota; Dothideomycetes; Pleosporales; Didymellaceae
Product: small COPII coat GTPase sar1
Exons: 5
Coding region: 138-707 (189 amino acids)
Biological process (GO): intracellular protein transport; membrane organization; endoplasmic reticulum to Golgi vesicle-mediated transport
Cellular component (GO): endoplasmic reticulum exit site; COPII vesicle coat
Molecular function (GO): GTP binding; GTPase activity
Source: RefSeq, a predicted model, not a curated record